AAAACAUGGGUAGGUGAAAGGAACAGUCUAGAACUCCAUUGGGCUCUGUGGUACUUCACUCUCUCCCUUCUCCCUUGCAAACACACCUGAUUUCUAUAAAACCGACCAAACACACCGGCUCCACUUGAUUGAGAUUUUUUCACAGCUCUCUUCCUCUUUCUUUGUCAAUUCCAGUGGGGUGUUCUGAGAUCACAUAGAACGAUGGUGAAGGCGGUGGCUGUGCUAGGCAACAGUUCAGGUGUCAGUGGGACUAUCUACUUUACCCAAGAAGCUGAUGGGCCAACUACAGUGACUGGAAAUAUUUCUGGCCUUCAGCCUGGGCUCCAUGGGUUCCAUGUCCAUGCGCUUGGGGACACAACAAAUGGUUGCAUGUCAACUGGACCACAUUUCAAUCCUGCUGGCAAAGAGCAUGGUGCUCCUGAGGAUGAGAAUCGCCAUGCCGGUGAUCUGGGAAAUGUCACUGUUGGUGAUGAUGGUACUGCCAGUUUCACAAUAAUUGACAAGCAGAUUCCACUUUCCGGACCACAUUCCGUUAUUGGAAGGGCUGUUGUUGUCCAUGGGGAUCCAGAUGAUCUUGGCAAGGGGGGACAUGAACUUAGCAAAAGCACCGGAAAUGCUGGAGGCCGAGUAGCUUGUGGCAUCAUUGGUCUGCAAGGAUGAAGUCCUUUACCAAACCCUGUCCGCAUGCAGUAGAACACGCAUCCUGCCCGUAUGCUUGUGAAGGGCUUGUGAGAGAACUCUUCUAAAUAAAUAACGAACCUUCUAUUUUCUAUUUGGUCUGUUUUUGUGGUCUUGAGUUGGGUGGUGCUUUGUUUCUACUUGCUGUAGUACUUUCCUUUUGCUAGCAGUAAUACAUAAAGGUUAAGUUUU
Molecule: messenger RNA, 870 nt
Organism: Corylus avellana
Lineage: Eukaryota; Viridiplantae; Streptophyta; Magnoliopsida; Fagales; Betulaceae
Gene: CSD1
Product: copper/zinc superoxide dismutase 1
Biological process (GO): superoxide metabolic process
Molecular function (GO): copper ion binding
Source: RefSeq, a predicted model, not a curated record